Gracilinanus agilis (Agile Gracile Mouse Opossum) is the source of this 2991-nucleotide messenger RNA. It is a transcript of the gene EML4, whose product is annotated as EMAP like 4. The transcript is spliced from 24 exons. Bases 1 to 2991 code for a protein of 996 amino acids. The record is from RefSeq and is a predicted model, not a curated record. Gene Ontology annotation, molecular function: microtubule binding. NCBI's taxonomy places the organism in Eukaryota, Metazoa, Chordata, Mammalia, Didelphimorphia, Didelphidae. Gene Ontology annotation, biological process: microtubule cytoskeleton organization. Gene Ontology annotation, cellular component: mitotic spindle.
AUGGAAGACAGCUUGCCUAGUCUCGCUUCAGUAUGUGAUACUUCUACACUUAUGAACUUCUGCACUGAUGAUAGUAUCUCUGCUACAAGUACUUCUGAUGUCCAGGAUCGACUCUGUGCUCUUGAGUUGCGAGUUCAGCAACAAGAAGAUGAAAUCACAGUUCUAAAGGCAGCUUUGGCUGAUGUGUUAAGGCGUCUUACAAUCUCUGAAGAUAAUGUGUCUGUGAAAAAAACAGCCUCAAGUAAAGGUCAGUCAAACAUUCGGGGAACCAUUUCUCAGUCUGUAAGCAAUGGCAGUGGUAAAGGCAAAAAAACAAACCAGGGCAGCUCGAUAUCAAUAGCAAGAAAAGAAACUUUUUCAUCUGCUGCUAAAAGCAGUACAGAAAAAAAGAAAGAAAAAUCACAAGGACAGAAAGAAAAAAGAGAGGAUUCUCAUUCUAACGAUCAGAGUCCACACACUCGAGCAUCACCUUCUCCCCAGCCUCUCCAAACACACAGACAAACUCAAGAAAGCAAGAGCUCUUCUCACACCAAAAGCUUAAAACGAACACUUACAGCUGAAAAAUCACUUAGCUCAUGGGAGAAUUCAGAUGAUAAUCGUAACAAGAUAUUGCGGGCAGUUUCAUCAUCAAAAUUAAUAUCAAAAGUUGUUAAAAAUGCAGACAAGCACAAAGAUAUUAUCAUCAGUCAAGCAAAAAUAUCAACUCGUGAAAAAAACAGUCAAGAAGGAGAAUAUAUCAAAAUGUUCAUGAGAGGUCGGCCAAUCACAAUGUUUAUUCCUUCUGAUGUCAGCAGCUAUGAUGACAUACGAACAGAACUGCCUCCGGAGAAGCUUAAACUGGAGUGGGCAUAUGGCUAUCGGGGAAAAGACUGUCGAGCAAAUGUUUACCUUCUUCCUACUGGGGAAAUAGUAUAUUUCAUAGCUUCAGUAGUAGUUUUGUUUAAUUAUGAGGAAAGGACCCAGAGACAUUACCUGAGUCACACAGACUGUGUGAAAUGCCUUGCUCUACAUCCUGACAAAAUUAGGAUUGCAACUGGUCAGAUAGCUGGAGUAGAUAAAGAUGGAAGGCCCCUACAACCCCAUGUCAGAGUUUGGGAUUCAGUCAGUCUGGCUACACUGCAAGUUAUUGGGCUUGGAACUUUUGAACGUGGAGUGAGUUGUCUGGAUUUUUCAAAAGCAGAUUCAGGUGUUCAUUUAUGUGUAGUCGAUGAUUCCAAUGACCACAUGCUGACCGUGUGGGACUGGCAGAAAAAAUCAAAAGGAGCAGAAAUAAAGACUACAAAUGAAGUUGUUUUGGCUGUAGAAUUCCAUCCAACAGAUGCAAAUACAAUAAUAACAUGUGGCAAAUCUCAUAUCUUUUUUUGGACCUGGAGUGGGAAUUCACUGACAAGGAAACAAGGAAUUUUUGGAAAAUAUGAAAAACCCAAAUUUGUUCAGUGCUUAGCUUUCUUGGGGAAUGGAGAUGUUCUUACAGGAGACUCAGGUGGAAUCAUUCUUAUAUGGAACAAAACUACUAUAGAACCUACACCUGGGAAAGGACCUAAAGGUGUGUAUCAGAUAAACAGGCAAAUCAAAGCUCAUGAUGGCAGUGUUUUCACACUCUGUCAGAUGAAGAAUGGGAUGCUACUAACUGGAGGAGGGAAAGACAGAAAAAUAAUUUCGUGGGAUCAUGAUCUAAAUCCUGAAAGAGAAAUAGAGGUUCCUGAACAAUAUGGAACAAUCCGAGCAGUUGCAGAAGGAAAGGAAGAUCAAUUUUUAGUUGGCACAUCCAAAAAUUUUAUUCUACGGGGGACAUUUAAUGAUGGUUUCCAAAUAGAAGUACAGGGUCAUACAGAGGAACUUUGGGGUCUUGCUACACAUCCCUUCAAAGACUUACUGUUGACCUGUGCCCAGGACAGGCAAGUGUGCAUGUGGAACUCAGUGGACCACAGAUUGGAGUGGACCAGACUUUUAGAUGAACCAGGACACUGUGCAGACUUCCAUCCAAGUGGCACAGUGGUGGCCAUAGGAACGCAUUCAGGCAGGUGGUUUGUCUUGGAUGCAGAAACCAGAGAUCUAGUUUCAAUCCAUACAGAUGGUAAUGAGCAGCUCUCAGUAAUGCGCUACUCAAAAGAUGGCACCUUCCUUGCUGUAGGAUCUCAUGACAACUUUAUUUACCUCUAUGUAGUCUCAGAAAGUGGAAGAAAAUAUAGCAGAUACGGAAAAUGCACUGGACAUUCCAGCUACAUUACACACCUCGACUGGUCCCCAGACAAUAAAUAUAUAAUGUCCAACUCAGGAGACUAUGAGAUACUAUACUGGGACAUUCCAAAUGGCUGCAAACUAAUCCGGAAUCGUUCUGACUGUAAAGACAUUGACUGGACAACUUACACUUGUGUAUUAGGCUUUCAAGUCUUUGGAGUCUGGCCAGAAGGAUCAGAUGGAACAGACAUCAAUGCUCUAGUGAGAUCACAUAACCGAAAAGUGAUAGCAGUUGCUGAUGACUUUUGCAAGGUCCAUCUUUUUCAGUAUCCUUGUUCCAAGCCAAAGGCACCAAGUCACAAGUACAAUGGUCACAGCAGCCAUGUCACUAAUGUCAGCUUUACUUAUAAUGAUAGCCACUUAAUUUCAACUGGUGGAAAAGACAUGAGCAUCAUUCAAUGGAGAGUUGUGGAGAAGUUAUCUUUGCCUCAGAAUGAGACGCUAGUAGAUACUGCUAUAACCAAAGCGCCCAUUUCUACCAAUGAAAAUAUGCUACAACCAAAUACUCCCACACCCCCUCCCUCCUCCCAGCCCUUCAGUGAUGCUGCUGAAAAUGAAAGUAGAAUGAGUGAUUCUUCAACAGCCCUCGAGAAUGACCUGGAGCAGGCUGAAGAGCAGAGUGAGGACCAGAGUGAAGGAAGCAGCGAUUACCUGGGUGAGCCCAGCUAUGAAGAGCCUUCCCAUGAGACCAUGGAAGAACAGAGUGAGUCACCUAUUCCUGAGGACCAGCAGGAUUCACCAAUUUCUUAA